GGUCACUGUGAGCUUCACUUUGCAAAAGAGCACCCAAGAAGCCUUCGCUGUGAUCCGCAACCCUCAGCUGCUAGAUCAGACCACACCGUUCUGGUUCCGCUUGAUCAUUCGCACGGAGUCUGUGGAGGCCAUCAACGACUUCCUGGCAAAGUCGGAUCCGUUAGUUGCAGAAACUGAGCAAAUUGACAAAACAGGAGUUUGCUUUCGAACGUGUGAACGCAACGGCUACUGGUACUUGGUGUGGGGUGUUGCAAAGUUUGUAGUGGGUUUGGCCAACCGGGUAAGAAUAGCACAUGAGGUGGGCAGAAGGGUAGCGCAUUGUAUGCCGGAGUCGGGCCCAAAAAAGAACACACAUUGAGGUUACUUAGUUAAUGGACAAACGAUUUCCCAUGUGAUGAGAGCAAGUUACACACACGCUGAGGAGAACUUGCCAACGUUCCCUCUCAAGCUGCCCCUGUACUUUGACUACUGGAUGCUAGCAUUCAUCGUGCCCUUCCCUUGGAGAAGCAAAGUCACCCAAUGCGAGAAACUUCACGACUCUGGCAAGAGCAGCUCAAGCACGCCAAGUUUUCAGCUCACCUAUGAGCAGGCCAUUGGGCCUUUCUUGGGUGGCUUUAUUCACACACACACUGUUAUCGCACGUGACGGCGGAAGCCAAAUUGAUGAUUCAAUCGAAUUUGAUGUGACUUCGGAACCGGUCGUCAACAACAUCACCUGGUAUGUGCUCAACUACCUUUUGCGGGGCCGAUGUGAGAAUCUGAAUCUGUCCUAUGGCGGCAGCAUUGUUACAUGAUGCUCGUGGCUGGCGGCAUGGUGUUAGGGCUUGCCUACGGCCACACCAAAGGAGACCAGAGGAGGAUGCUUUCAGAGGGCUCAAAUUGAACAAGGGCCCUCCGCAGUUCCCUACACAAGCUGGAUUGCUGAAAUCAGAGCUGGCACACGUGUGCUUGCGUUACUAGCGCGUACUCAUUCAAGAUCAUUCAAGUGAAACUGCAGGCUGUACCAAGCUAUUGGCAAGGUCCCAAUGGCUGCGUGGGUCCCUUUGGUUCGUAUCUCGUCGGUGCCCGACGUUCUGCCUUCCCGGCUGAGCCGGCUGCAUAGGUAGGAUGCAUCACACAUAUCUUGAAAGAGGCGCAGCAGGGCUUUGCUUAAAGGACAAGAAGCAGGAGCCACUGCAGGGUUAAGCCACCUCUUGCUGGGUCAUUUGUUGGAUAUCUACAGUAACCUUAGAGAAAGCCUGAUGGAUGGC
Durusdinium trenchii is the source of this 1249-nucleotide messenger RNA. The record is from the annotation of a GenBank genome assembly. NCBI's taxonomy places the organism in Eukaryota, Dinophyceae, Suessiales, Symbiodiniaceae.